Raphanus sativus (radish) is the source of this 2024-nucleotide messenger RNA. RefSeq names its product pentatricopeptide repeat-containing protein At1g31920. Gene Ontology annotation, molecular function: RNA binding; zinc ion binding; protein binding. Gene Ontology annotation, biological process: RNA modification. The record is from RefSeq and is a predicted model, not a curated record. The transcript has a single exon. The coding region runs from base 166 to 1998 and encodes 610 amino acids. NCBI's taxonomy places the organism in Eukaryota, Viridiplantae, Streptophyta, Magnoliopsida, Brassicales, Brassicaceae.
UCUCUCUCUCUCACACAUCACAACUUAUCAUAAACAAAACAAAAAAUUUCAAACUUGUGGCUCAUAUUUGCCAGGAAAAUCUCCAGGGGAUGAGAUUCGAAAACAGUCCCCCUAAUGAACUCUAACAUCUUUCUCCGAUGAUCAGGGAAGGGUUUCGAGGAGAAGAUGAUAACGUCAUCACCACUUAUACAGUCUCUAUUGGCUUCUAGAGACGAUGUAUGUCAUCAUAACCCAGAAGAAGUCAACAACUUGAGAGCAAAAGAGCAAGAGUGUUUGCACCUCUUGAAGAGAUGCAACAACAUGGAAGAGUUCAAACAAGUCCACGCCAAGUUCAUCAAGCUCAGUCUUUUCUCCUCUUCAGCGAGCAGCGUUCUCUCGACUUGCGCUCGGUCGGGAUGGGAGAACAGUAUGAGCUACGCAGCGUCCAUUUUCAGAGGAAUCGACGAUCCUCGCACCUUCGAUUACAACACAAUGAUCAGAGGGUAUGUUAACGAGACGUGUUUCGAGGAAGCCUUGUGUGUUUACAGUGAGAUGAUGGUAGCGGAGGAAAGGGUUGAGCCUGAUAACUUCACGUACCCGUUUCUUCUAAAGGCUUGCGCUCGUUUGAAGUCGGUGAGUGAAGGGAAGCAGAUCCACGGGCAGGUGUUGAAGCUCGGGUUUGGAGGUGACGUGUUUGUUCAGAACGGUUUGAUCAGUAUGUAUGGAAGAUGCGGUGAGAUGUCGCUUUCUUCAGCGGUUUUCGAGAGGAUGGAAUCCAAAACAGCUGCGUCGUGGAGCUCGAUGGUGUCGGCUCGUGCGGGAGCUGGGAUGUGGAGUGAUUGCUUGAUGCUGUUCAGAGGGAUGUGUAGAGAAACAACGGGUUUGAAGGCGGAGGAAAGUGGAAUGGUUAGUGCUCUCACGGCUUGUGCUAACACAGGUGCGCUUGGUCUAGGAAUGAGCAUUCAUGGAUACCUGUUGAGAAACAUAAACGAACUCAACAACGUAGCGGUCGGGACUUCACUAGUGGAUAUGUACGCGAAAUGCGGGCGGUUAGACAAGGCGUUGCGUGUGUUUAAGAAGAUGGAGAGUAGGAACGGUUUGAGUUACAGCGCGAUGAUCUCGGGACUCGCCUUGCAUGGAGAAGGAGAGGCAGCUUUGAGGAUGUUCUCUGAGAUGAGGGAAGAAGGUGUAGAGUGUGAUGGUGUAGUGUAUGUCAGUGUUCUCAAUGCUUGUAGCCACUCUGGUCUUGUGGAAGAAGGCCGUCGAGUCUUUGAGGAAAUGUUGAGGGAGGGUAAAGUGGAGCCAAGUGCUGAGCAUUAUGGAUGCCUUGUGGAUCUUCUAGGAAGAGCUGGUCUGCUCGAGGAAGCCUUGGAGAUCAUCCAGAAGAGCAUGCCAAACGAUGUUGUCUGGAGAAGCUUCUUAAGCUCAUGCAGAGUUCAUCAGAACGUUGAGCUAGGGAAGAUAGCAGCUCGAGAACUGAUUAAGCUAAGCUCACACAACCCAGGUGACUAUUUGGUGAUCUCUAACAUGUAUGCACAAGCUCAAAUGUGGGAAGAUGUAGCCAGAGUUCGAACAGAGAUGGCUAACAAGUGUGGUUUGAAGCAAACACCGGGUUUUAGCAUCGUUGAGGUAAAAGGUAAAACUCAUAGAUUUGUUUCGCAAGAUCGAUUCCACCCACAAUGCAAAGAGAUGUACAAGAUGCUACACCAGAUGGAAUGGCAGCUGAAAUUCGAAGGAUACUCACCAGACCUGACGCAGGUUUUGCUAAACGUAGAUGAUGAAGAAGAGAAAAGAGAGAGACUAAAAGGGCAUAGCCAAAAGGUGGCUCUUGCCUUUGCACUAUUGUAUACACCUCCAGGGUCUAUCAUUAGAAUAGCUAGAAACCUGAGGAUGUGUAGUGACUGUCACACAUAUACAAAGAAAAUCUCCAUGAUCUAUGAAAGAGAGAUUGUUGUAAGAGAUAGGAACAGGUUUCACCUCUUUAAAGCUGGAACUUGCUCUUGUAAAGAUUAUUGGUAGAUUUGGAUCCUUCAAUAUCCCCCUAA